Molecule: messenger RNA, 204 nt
Organism: Clonostachys byssicola
Lineage: Eukaryota; Fungi; Ascomycota; Sordariomycetes; Hypocreales; Bionectriaceae
Source: the annotation of a GenBank genome assembly
AUGUCCAACCCCAGCGGCGGCCAAACCAACACCGGUACCCGUGAUACCGUGUACACCGUCAAAGCCGACCAGACCAUCAAGGACUUCGAAGCCAAUGAGCACCUUGAACUGGAAUGGGAGCAUCUUCUUGGGAGUCGAGGCGCUCCAAAUAUUUCCGCCAAGCACAGAGUCCCCAUACGUUAUUUCCCAUCUGGUCUCCGAUAG